This is a messenger RNA of Cricetulus griseus (Chinese hamster), 488 nucleotides long. Lineage: Eukaryota; Metazoa; Chordata; Mammalia; Rodentia; Cricetidae. The record is from RefSeq and is a predicted model, not a curated record.
CCACUGAGAGCUCGCACGCCGGAUCAGGGCUUCCUGUCCUCGGUUCCGUCCCGGCGGCUCACCGGCGUGCAUCCCCGUGGGCUCACCGGCGUGCGACCCGGCGUGGAGAUGCCCCGAAGUGGGGUACGAGCAGACUAUCGCGCCGCGCCGGUGCCCCCCUACAAGUCGGAUGCACGCACGGAGGCCCUUAACAGCAAGAUUAAAGAACAAAAAAUUCUUGUGGAUGAACUUUCUAACCUGAAGAAGAAUCGGAAAGUAUAUAAGCAGCAACAGAACAGCAGCGUAUUUUUCCUUGCAGAUGGAACAGAAAUGUUUUCCAAAAGCAAAAAGACAUUAGAUGAACUAAGAAAACAAUACCAAGCAUUAGAAGAAAACACAGAGACAACCGAAGUCAAGACGCAGUCACCCUGAUUUCACAGAACCAUGUGUGGCAUUUGCUGCUCUGUAGGCUUCUCUGAUGAACACUUCAGUAAAGAAUUGAAAGAGGA